AUGACUGAAUACGCCACCUUUGCAACAUACCUAGCCCUCUCGCGUUCCGAAGCUGAUCACCGUGUGAAAGCAGAUAUUCUUGUCGGCGUCCAGUUGCAAAGAUCGAUCGAGGGAACCGUGGACGGCGUGCACCGUAUUGGGCCAUUCAGGCAUGAUCCAACGGGCGAGGACAGAGUGGCAGGUUACCAUCAGAAGUGUAGCCAACAGGAUUUAACAGAAUACGCAGAAUUUGACCUACAGAGCAAAUGCAACCAGGUCCGCACGGAAUACGGACGUGAUGAGUUGCUCGAAGACCGAAAUCGACGCGAGAGGUUCAGGUUCAACGAUCCCUUGACGGUCCACGGUUAG
Westerdykella ornata is the source of this 348-nucleotide messenger RNA. RefSeq lists its product as uncharacterized. The record is from RefSeq and is a predicted model, not a curated record. Bases 1 to 348 code for a protein of 115 amino acids. Lineage: Eukaryota; Fungi; Ascomycota; Dothideomycetes; Pleosporales; Sporormiaceae. The transcript is spliced from 3 exons.